Messenger RNA from Merops nubicus (carmine bee-eater), 1139 nucleotides. Its product is annotated as pappalysin-1-like. The annotation marks the transcript as partial. NCBI's taxonomy places the organism in Eukaryota, Metazoa, Chordata, Aves, Coraciiformes, Meropidae. The transcript is spliced from 2 exons. The record is from RefSeq and is a predicted model, not a curated record.
AUGACCUCCCACAAUCUUGUGCUAGAUGAUUUAAUGUCUGUCUUAUACACUAACUUUCUAACAGAUGGAGGACUAUAUGACAAAUGUUCUUACACCUCCCGUGACCGAGGAUGGGUCCUGGGGAUUAACACCGUCAGUGACCAGGGGAAUAGAGACCCCCGCUAUUUCUUCUCUCUGAAGACGGACCGUGCUCGCAAAGUAACCACCAUUGCAGCACAUCGCAGCUACCUCCCCAACCAGUGGGUGCACCUGGCUGCCACGUACGAUGGGCACCUGAUGAAACUCUAUGUGAAUGGUGCCCAGGUGGCCACAAGUGGAGAGCAAGUGGGCAGCAUCUUCAGUCUUCUGACCUUGAAGUGCAAAGUGCUCAUGGUUGGAGGAAAUGCCCUGAACCAGAACUAUCGGGGUUACAUAGAGCACUUCAGCCUCUGGAGGACAGCCCGGUCUCAGAAGGAGAUCUUGUUGGACAUGGGCCAGGCAAUUCACAGGCAAGACAUGCCUCUACCUCAGCUAGUUCUUCAAGACAGUUUACUGAAUGUGAAAAACACCUGGUCUCCCAUGAAGGAUGGCAGCAGUCCUCGGAGCAAGUUCAGCUACCAUCAUGGCUAUUUGCUGGAUACCAGCCUAGACCCUCCUCUCUGCGGCCAGACGGUCUGUGACAACACAGACGUCAUCGCCAGCUACAACAAGCUCCCCAGCUUCCGCCGUAAUAAAACCGUUCGCUACCGGGUGGUAAAUCUCUACGAUGACAAGCACCAGAACCCCACCGUCAGCCGGCAGCAGAUCGAGUUCCAGCAUCAGCAUCUAAACGAGGCUUUCAGCCGCUACAACAUCACCUGGGAGCUGGAGGUGCUGGAGGUGAAGAACUCUUCCCUUCGCCACCGACUCAUCCUGGCCAACUGCGACAUCAGCAAGAUCGGAGACGAGAACUGCGAUCCGGAGUGCAACCACACCUUGACUGGGUAUGAUGGUGGAGACUGCCGACACGUGCGCCACACCCUCUUCAACAAGAAGAAGCAGAAUGGGGUGUGUGACAUGGAUUGUAAUUACGAGAGGUACAACUUCGAUGGUGGGGAAUGCUGUAACCCGGAGAUAACAGAAGUCACCAAGACGUGCUUUGACCCAUAUUCUCCUUACAG